Messenger RNA from Pongo pygmaeus (Bornean orangutan), 2563 nucleotides. RefSeq names its product N-glycanase 1 (gene NGLY1). The coding region runs from base 158 to 2377 and encodes 739 amino acids. Gene Ontology annotation, biological process: protein deglycosylation; glycoprotein catabolic process. The record is from RefSeq and is a predicted model, not a curated record. The transcript has 12 exons. Lineage: Eukaryota; Metazoa; Chordata; Mammalia; Primates; Hominidae. Gene Ontology annotation, molecular function: peptide-N4-(N-acetyl-beta-glucosaminyl)asparagine amidase activity. Gene Ontology annotation, cellular component: cytoplasm; nucleus; cytosol.
GGGACGCGGAGCGCGAGGGGCGGCGGCCGCCGCUGGCGCUCAAGCAUGGCGGCGGCGGCGUUGGGCAGCUCCUCAGGCUCGGAGUCCCCGGCCGUGGCCGAGCUCUGCCAGAACACCCCGGAGACCUUUCUGGAGGCCUCCAAGCUGCUGCUCACCUAUGCUGACAACAUCCUCAGGUGCAGGGCAACGGGGUCGGACGGCGGCUACCGGGGUGGGUGGGCCGCGGCGCCUUGUUCGGCCAGGGACUGGGGUGUCCGGCCUGAGCUUCAGAGGGCAGCGACGCCCGGACAGACCGGGACCUGGAGCUGGUUCUGCUCCUAACGUCCGAGCCCGCCGGCCAGGGGCCUCGGGAACCGGCCAAGUCCCACCCCCGCUCGAGAAAAGGAAGUUUCUUUGCAGUUGUGACUUGGCACCUGCAGUCAGGGUGCUGCGGGUGAACUGGAGUCCCGGAAGCGGGGCCGGGCGGAGGAGAGGUAGGAAGGCGUGCUGCAGACACUGCCGCUCUUCUCGUCGUUUAACGGCCUCAGAUAUCAGGACACAACGAAACCCUAAUGAUGAAAAAUAUAGAUCUAUCCGGAUUGGAAAUACAGCCUUUUCUACUAGACUCUUGCCUGUCAGAGGAGCUGUUGAAUGUUUAUUUGAAAUGGGCUUUGAAGAGGGAGAAACACAUCUCAUCUUUCCUAAAAAAGCUUCAGUGGAGCAGCUGCAAAAAAUUCGUGACCUGAUUGCCAUAGAGAGAAGUAGCAGAUUGGAUGGCUCAAAUAAGAGCCACAAAGUAAAGUCAUCUCAGCAACCUGCAGCCAGUACCCAGCUUCCUACAACACCGUCUUCAAAUCCCAGUGGGUUAAACCAGCACACAAGGAACCGUCAAGGGCAGUCAUCAGAUCCACCAUCUGCUUCAACGGUUACUGCUGAUUCAGCCAUUCUAGAAGUUCUUCAGUCCAACAUUCAGCAUGUGCUGGUCUAUGAAAAUCCUGCUCUUCAGGAGAAAGCGUUGGCUUGUAUUCCAGUCCAAGAACUAAAAAGGAAAUCACAAGAAAAGUUAUCAAGAGCUAGAAAAUUGGAUAAAGGUACCAAUAUAAGUGAUGAGGAUUUUCUUUUGCUGGAGCUUUUGCACUGGUUUAAGGAAGAAUUUUUUCAAUGGGUGAAUAACAUUUUGUGCAGCAAAUGUGGUGGACAGACUAGGUCUAGAGAUAGAUCAUUACUGCCCAAUGAUGAUGAGCUGAAGUGGGGUGCAAAGAAAGUGGAAGAUCAUUACUGUGAUGCCUGCCAGUUCAGCAAUCGAUUCCCAAGAUAUAAUAACCCUGAGAAACUUUUGGAAACAAGAUGUGGACGGUGUGGCGAGUGGGCCAAUUGUUUUACACUGUGCUGCCGAGCUUUAGGGUUUGAAGCUCGCUAUGUUUGGGAUUACACAGACCAUGUCUGGACAGAAGUCUAUUCUCCUUCUCAGCAGCGGUGGCUGCACUGUGAUGCAUGUGAAGAUGUCUGUGACAAGCCACUCCUUUAUGAAAUAGGAUGGGGCAAGAAGCUUUCCUAUGUCAUAGCAUUUUCAAAAGAUGAGGUAGUUGAUGUCACUUGGCGAUAUUCCUGCAAACAUGAAGAGGUGAUUGCCAGAAGAACUAAGGUUAAAGAAGCAUUACUUCGAGAAACUAUUAAUGGGCUUAAUAAGCAGAGGCAACUGUUUUUGUCAGAAAACAGAAGGAAAGAACUUCUCCAGAGGAUAAUUGUGGAGCUUGUUGAAUUUAUAUCUCCCAAAACCCCUAAACCUGGAGAACUUGGGGGAAGAAUAUCUGGGUCAGUGGCUUGGAGAGUAGCCCGAGGUGAAAUGGGUCUACAGAGAAAAGAAACCUCAUUUAUUCCCUGUGAAAAUGAGAAGAUUUCUAAACAGCUCCACCUUUGUUAUAAUAUUGUGAAAGAUCGUUAUGUUCGAGUUUCAAAUAACAAUGAAACCAUUUCUGGAUGGGAGAAUGGUGUGUGGAAAAUGGAAUCUAUAUUCAGAAAAGUUGAAACAGACUGGCACAUGGUAUAUUUGGCACGAAAGGAAGGAUCAUCUUUUGCUUAUAUUUCCUGGAAGUUUGAGUGUGGGUCUGUUGGCCUAAAAGUAGAUAGCAUUUCUAUUAGAACAAGUAGUCAAACUUUUCAGACUGGAACAAUAGAAUGGAAAUUGCGAUCUGAUACAGCACGAGUAGAACUGACAGGCGAUAACAGUCUUCACUCCUAUGCUGAUUUUUCUGGUGCCACUGAAGUUAUUUUGGAAGCAGAAUUAAGCAGAGGAGAUGGUGAUGUCGCUUGGCAACACACCCAGCUGUUUAGACAAAGCUUAAAUGACCAUGAAGAAGAUUGUUUGGAGAUAAUUAUAAAAUUCAGUGACCUUUGAGAACCUGAACAUUAUAGAAAAGCUGUCAAUAAUCAAGGACUUACUAAAGUAGUCUGUUGGUUCAGUGCAUGCUUAGUUGGCAGUUACCACCCUGUGCUAGCAAAUUUCUUUUGCUAGCUAUCCAUCAUGUAACCCUUAUGAAAAUUAUCUUUAUAUGUGGACUAUAAUAAAAUAUUGAAUUAAAAA